Molecule: messenger RNA, 1398 nt
Organism: Cyclocybe aegerita
Lineage: Eukaryota; Fungi; Basidiomycota; Agaricomycetes; Agaricales; Hemipholiotaceae
Source: the annotation of a GenBank genome assembly
AUGAAUAUAAAACAAAGAAGAAUCCGCCGUGUUACGCAAAAGGUUGACCUUCAACCACAACAGUCACAACAGAGGUCCCGAAGGCACGGAGUCAAACGUUGGGAUUUUGAACCCGUCGCACUCGACGAACAGAUGGCUCGAGGCGACUAUGAGCGCCUCCCCAUGACACGAAAUGGAACGACCACGAACACACGAUUCCUCAUUAAGCCACGAACUAUUUUCGCGUUUUUCAAGUACGCGCUACCAGUCUCAUCCCUACUCCUGCUAGUCGGCUUUUAUCUAUACGAGCCGCACAUUGAACUAGCGUUCUACGACCGGACGUGGGUGCACAAGGAGAUUGAACCCGUUGUGCCUCUAUCCAAGUGCUUCGAGGAACACCGCGUCAGUCCAAGCUACAACGUCUCACAAUUCGUAUAUGGACCCAAGAAGACCGAAGUACAAGCAGGGAUACCGAUGAGGAUGGGUUUGGAUUGCUACGACUUCGCUGGAACUAUCAAGUCUACAUCCCGCACCAACCAUGCACAUAUCCCAGCAGACGAACGCACCCAAUACCAUACCUACUGGAGAAGCGACCUCGCACCCUUCGGACCACGGCAAGAAUGGAUGAUCAAGUCCUUUUUCGCGACGCAAGACCUUACCUCGAGUCGCUUGAUCCUGUGGUCCAACGGAGACCUCAGCCCCAAUCCAAUACUGCAGACAUAUCUCAUACGGUACCCAGAUGCCUUUGCCUUAAAGAUUGUGGACAUUCCGGCCCUUGCAAAAGGCACCGAGCUGGAUGGCAGCGAACUGUUGACGAGGAAAGACGCGAAGGCUUGGGUCGACGGAGACCUCAUCCGGCUGCUUCUGUUAUGGAAUUAUGGAGGCAUUUGGGUCGACAUGGAUUCACUGCUCACACGCGACCUUGAGCCUCUCAUGGAGCACGAGUUUGUUACGCAGUGGGAUUGUUACGACAAAAUUUACCUUCCUCUCAAUGGUGCCCUGAUGCGCUUCCGGAAACACUCGCCCUACCUGUGCGAAGCCUUCCACAUCAUGACUAUCUCUCCUCCUCCACGAUCCGGCUCAACAGACUGGGGUGCUUUGCUGUACUUCAAGCUCUGGCGGCGGCUCCUUGCAGCGUCCAUUCCUCCCUUCAAGAUCCUUCCCUUCUGUUUCAGCGACGGCCGGUCAUGCCGACUGGACAACCGCCUCCCAGAUCCUUUCACACCGGACAACAAGGCAGGAAAAUGGACGUUCGGCCUCGGCCUUGAAGAAGGGAGUGGAUUGGACCAAACUCUCCAGAAGAUCUUUGGUGUCCAUCUGCAUAACCAGUGGGACAAGCCCUAUCCGAGCAAUGGAUGGGUCGAACGACUGCUCCUUCGGAGAUACGACGAAAAGCUCCAGUCAAAGCGGGAACUUUGA